CUUUGACAAUUACACUCAUGUCUUGAUUUACCUUCCACAUAUAAACCACAUAAUUUCCUUCUUUUUUCAUGCUUUAUCAUUUUUCUCAUCAUUUCUUCGAACUCCAAAAAUGGCGGGUUUUUCCCAAUCUUUUAGACCCAAUUCUUCCUUUUCUUCUCCAAUCAUUUCUUCUUAUAACUCUUCUCAGCAACACUUUCUUUACAAACUUUUUCUCCUUCUCACUCUUCUUCCUCUUUCUCUUGCUCUGUUUUCUUUCUUCCUUCAAUGGCAAAGCGGGUCUAUCGACCCGAUUACCCGGUGGUCUUCUGAUUACCCUGAAAUGCAUAGUUCAUCUGAAAUUAAAUCAUCAUCUUCUAUUCAUUGUGAUGAUAAUUUAUUGGGUCAGAGAAUUUCCCCUGUUUUUCCGUAUUUCAGGGGUUGGAAUUUGAAGUUUAAUGACACUAAUCUUAGGCCCAAGGCAUGUAUCACAACAACCACUUCAGCAGGCCUAGAACAAAUUCUACCAUGGAUAUUUUACCACAAGGUUAUCGGUAUAACGAAUUUUUUCCUGUUUGUGGAAGGGAAGGCUGCAACCAUGAAUGUGUCUAUUGUCCUCGAAUCUAUUCCUGGUAUACAUGUUAUAUACAGAACCGAACAACUUAAGGAAGGACAAGCGAAAAGGUUGGAUUUAAAAUCAAUUUUGAUUCGAAUAUGGAACGAAUCAUGGCUGUCGAACUUUUUCUAUAAGCCCUGCAACAAUGAGCUGUUUGUGAAGCAAACCCUUAACAUGGAAAUGGCUAUAGGCAUGGCAACGGACGCAGGCAUGGAGUGGAUUUUCCAUCUAGACACAGAUGAGCUUCUGCAUCCUGCAGGAACUCGAGGGUAUUCUGUUACCGAACUGCUUAUGGAUGUUCCUGCCGAUGUUGACAUGAUUGUUUUCUCGAAUUAUGAAAGUGCUGUUGAAAGAAGUGACAUUAAGGAACCUUUCAGUGAGGUAUCAAUGUUCAAGAAAAACUUUGAUCAUCUUCCAAAGGAAACUUACUUUGGACACUACAAGGAAUCAACUCGGGGCAAUCCAAACUAUUUUCUGACUUACGGAAAUGGAAAAGCAGCUGCACGAAUUCAAAAUCAGCUUCGCCCUAAUGGUGCUCAUCGAUGGCAUAACUAUGUCAAACGUCCAAAAGAGAUCAAAAUGGAGGAGGCUGCAGUUUUGCACUACACAUACUCGAAAUUCUCCGACUUGACUUCAAGGCAUGAUAGGUGUGGAUGCAAACCUACAAAGGAGGACGUCAAAAGAUGUUUCAUGUUGGAUUUUGAUAGAGCAGCAUUUAUCAUUGCUUCUACUGCUACAGAAGAAGAAAUGCUAAGAUGGUAUCAGGAACACGUUGUAUGGAACGACAAAACACUGAAACAGAAGCUGUUGAAACAUGGCAUUUUGGAUCGAAUUUAUGCUCCAAUGGACAUAAUCCAAGGAUUAAGGGAAACUGGGGUUUUUGCUUCUGUUAUAGCAUCAGCGCAAACUGCUGCAUCCAAUCGAAGCGAUUCAGAUAAGAAUGUUAAUGUAGGAAAAUCGUUUCCUCGAAAGAUAGGCAUCGAAAAUCCAGGCAAUACACGACGAAAGGUCUUGAAAGACGUAGGAGAACUCGAACAGCUUCAAGCUAUCCCACCCUUGUCUCCCCCAGGCCCCAAUCACUGGUGAUGUUACUCAAGAAAAUUAGUCUUGGAUUGAUAGCACAAAUUUUGAUAGGUUUAUAUAUAGAAGUAUCAUGAUUCAUUAAGUAUGUUUUUCUAAUUCAAUUGAUUGAUGAGGAAAUAUGUGUAAAUUGGAGCUUAGAUUGGAUAUUACAACAUUGUAGAUUAACAUACACAAAUGUUGUUGAGAAUCAGGUCUUGUAACAGUUGAAAUAAAUACCAUAUUUUCUAGGCAAGAUUUUGGAAUCAAAUCUCACCUAACUCUCUCCUCCAUCAGCCUACCCUGUAAUCCAAAAGAAAAAUAUACAAAUGUAGUUUACAGUUGUGAUUGUAGAUAAAUCAUACAUAAUGUUAUUGAUUUGUGUGUU
This is a messenger RNA of Amaranthus tricolor (Joseph's coat), 2039 nucleotides long. RefSeq names its product glycosyltransferase-like At2g41451. The record is from RefSeq and is a predicted model, not a curated record. Bases 110 to 1678 code for a protein of 522 amino acids. Lineage: Eukaryota; Viridiplantae; Streptophyta; Magnoliopsida; Caryophyllales; Amaranthaceae. Gene Ontology annotation, biological process: response to abscisic acid; cellulose biosynthetic process. The transcript has 10 exons.